Carya illinoinensis is the source of this 1372-nucleotide messenger RNA. Its product is annotated as peroxidase 42-like. Gene Ontology annotation, biological process: hydrogen peroxide catabolic process; response to oxidative stress. NCBI's taxonomy places the organism in Eukaryota, Viridiplantae, Streptophyta, Magnoliopsida, Fagales, Juglandaceae. Gene Ontology annotation, molecular function: peroxidase activity; heme binding. The transcript is spliced from 4 exons. Bases 56 to 1051 code for a protein of 331 amino acids. The record is from RefSeq and is a predicted model, not a curated record.
UAUUUAAGAAGCAGCCAUUAGAACCAAAGUACAGUCAGUCACUGAGAACUGAGAAAUGGCCUCCAAAGCUCUCUUCUUCUUUGCUUUGUUGUCCUUAAUAGCAGUUUCCCUCAGCCCUGCUUCUGCAAAUAAUGAGGAGGAUCCAGGUCUUGUGAUGCAAUUUUACAAGGAUUCAUGCCCUCAGGCUGAAGACAUCAUCCAUGAACAAGUCAGGCUCCUCUACAAGCGCCACAAGAACACUGCUUUCUCUUGGCUGAGGAACAUCUUUCAUGACUGUGCUGUUCAGUCAUGUGAUGCUUCACUGCUGCUGGACUCAACAAGGAGAAGCUUGUCUGAGAAGGAGACAGACAGGAGCUUCGGGCUAAGGAACUUCAGGUACCUCGACACCAUCAAAGAAGCUGUGGAGAGGGAGUGUCCUGGAGUGGUGUCCUGUGCAGAUAUCCUCGUGUUGUCUGCUAGAGAUGGCAUUGUUGCGGUGGGAGGCCCUUACAUCCCUCUCAAGACUGGCAGAAGAGAUGGUAGGAAGAGCAGAGCAGAAGUGCUCGAGCAGUACCUCCCAGACCACAAUGAGAGUAUCUCUGUGGUCCUUGAGAGGUUUGGUGCCAUUGGUAUUGACACCCCUGGAGUGGUUGCUUUGCUAGGAGCUCACAGUGUUGGUCGAACUCACUGUGUGAAGCUGGUGCACCGUUUAUACCCAGAAGUUGACCCUGUGCUCAACCCUAAUCAUGUUGAGCACAUGCUCUACAAGUGCCCUGAUGCAAUCCCAGACCCCAAGGCUGUUCAGUAUGUGAGAAAUGAUCGUGGGACCCCAAUGAAACUAGACAAUAACUAUUACAGGAACAUAUUGGAUAACAAAGGUUUGUUGAUAGUGGACCACCAACUUGCCACUGAUAAGAGGACCAAGCCUUAUGUGAAGAAAAUGGCCAAGAGCCAGGACUACUUUUUCAAGGAGUUUUCAAGAGCCAUCACCAUUCUCUCUGAGAACAACCCUCUUACUGGCACAAAGGGUGAGAUCAGAAAGCAGUGCAAUGUUGCCAACAAGCUUCACUGAAAGAUAUACCAUAAGUUUAGCUCUUCUUUCCUUAUCUGUGUGUGGGGAAGAUUGAGAAUUGCAGAAUAAUAUGGGCUUUCUAGAUGCGUUUGUUGCUUAAUGGGCAGUGAUUAGUGCAUGCGAGUGACCGGUAUUAAAAUUGUAACCGUGUAGAGCACAAACACUGCUUUAAUUAGUUUAGGUUUUCUCCUUUCUUCCUCACGUGAGGUUAACGUUAUGAUGGGCAUGGUGGAUGUUGGAUGUAUGUAUAUCUAUGGAGGAUGGUGAUGGUGUAUGAUGCAAGGAUAUUCAAUGAUGACAGUCAUUAAUGGUUCGUGCGUA